UGACCCAGUGCCCGCGGUCAUACCAGUUGACUCGGAGCCCACUGCCUUGCCAGAUGACGCGGUGCCCGCUGUCGAGCCAAAUGACCUGAUGCCUGGUGACCCGAUGCCCGCUGUCCAGCCAGACGAUCCAAUGUCUGACCCAGUGCCAGCGGUCAUCCCAGUUGACUCGGAGCCCACGGGCCCGAGACCUGUCGCUCCUCCUGGGGGUCCGGCGCCAGCCGCUCCGCCUGAGGGCCCGAGACCUGGUCCGAGACCUGUCGCUCCUCCUGGGGGUCCGGCGCCCGCCGCUCCGCCUGAGGGCCCGAGACCUGUCGCUCCGCCUGGGGGUCCGGGCCCGCCGCUCCGCCUGAGGGCCCGAGACCUG
This is a messenger RNA of Staurois parvus, 364 nucleotides long. Lineage: Eukaryota; Metazoa; Chordata; Amphibia; Anura; Ranidae. The record is from the annotation of a GenBank genome assembly.